Molecule: messenger RNA, 1087 nt
Organism: Melanaphis sacchari
Lineage: Eukaryota; Metazoa; Arthropoda; Insecta; Hemiptera; Aphididae
Exons: 3
Coding region: 370-1041 (223 amino acids)
Source: RefSeq, a predicted model, not a curated record
UAAUAUCGUCGGUGAAACUGCAAUACCUCGUAAGUCCAAAAAAGUCGAAAAUAAGAUAUAUACAUCAAAAUAUUCGGAAAAAAAUACUCUAUACGAUUGUUGUGUAAAUAUCUCGUAUAUCAAAUUUCCAAAGAGGUUAUAAAUGUCAAACAAUAUAUCGUAUGUCAUCUAUCAAAAUUAUUGAUACUAAUAUCUCGUAUCUCCGUGUCAUAAUACAUCGUAUAUCAGUUUUUAAAAUUUUUGAUACUAACAUAUCGUAUCUCAUAACAACAUGUUAUCAUAAUUAAAUUUGUUAAUUAAUUAUUAAGCUUAUAACUUUAUUAAGCUACUUAGAAUUAGUAAUAUUAUUUUGUUUUAUUGUGCGUCAACAUGAAUGCGGACGAGAUCGACGAUCUGUUAGAUCAAUUUGAAGAUGAUGAAGACUUUAAUGAAAGUAUGGAGUAUAACCCCAACCAGAGCAUACAAUCAAUGGAAUUUCAGAAUGAAAUGGAAAUGAAUGACUUUAAUGAAGGUAUGGAGUUUAACCCUGACCAGAGCAUACAAUUACUGGAUGUGCAAAAUGAAAUGGAGUGUGACUCUGUACACUCAUUAAUUGAAAGGAAAUUAAAAAAUACAGAUAUUCAUCUACCAUCUGACUACAUAAAAAUAACCAAAACUGCAAGAUCAAAACCAUUUCCAUAUGAAGUAAAAGAUUGUGAUAUCUCUUUUUUUUUAAAUUAUCAGAAGAAUGUUAAUAGAUAUGAUAAUAUAAGGCCAGGAAAAGCUGCUGGAGAUGCAACAGUUACCCAAAUUAAAGCUCUCCGUUACAACUGUAAUGGCACUAUAGAUUAUAAGCUGAACUUUGAUGAUGAAUAUUAUAGUGAUCUCGCCAUUGCUCAAAAGAAGAGAAAGACAGUAGAAAUUCAUUCUCCUAUUAUUUAUGAACAAUUCCAUGAGUCUCAAUUAAAAGUUCCUAAAUCAAAAUGGCAAGAUCUACAGCAACUUAAGGCAGUGCUACCAAAGGAUUGUCAUCCGUUCUAUGACCAAAUAAAAUCUUUAUAAUUUAAUUAUCUUAAUAAAAUGUAAAUAUUAUUAAUAUUCAUUUUAU